Molecule: messenger RNA, 2792 nt
Organism: Diachasma alloeum
Lineage: Eukaryota; Metazoa; Arthropoda; Insecta; Hymenoptera; Braconidae
Product: integrin beta-nu
Biological process (GO): cell migration; cell adhesion mediated by integrin; cell-matrix adhesion
Cellular component (GO): focal adhesion; integrin complex; cell surface
Molecular function (GO): integrin binding
Source: RefSeq, a predicted model, not a curated record
GCAACAUUCGUUGUUGGCGACACAAGAGAUGGAUUUUGCAAUUGUGUGGUGCAGUUUCUAUGACAGUCAUGUAUUUGAAUCUCCUAAUGAAUUCCUUUCAAUCAUUACGAGUCAGUAGUUUGUACUAAGUGUAGUUAGUUAGCGAAAAGUAUUCGCGUAAAAUAAUCUAGUACAUGCGAUUCUUAUCAAAAAGUCAACUGAUAAGAGGCCUUUUUCAAUUUCAAUGGCACACGCCUACCUCCACGAUAUCAGAGACCGGUUGGAUUUUGAAUGACAGGGAUUCCGUUAUUUUAUUGCCAAGAGAUGUGAUAAGUGAGGUGAAGAUGUGGAAGAAAGAGUUAAUGUUUUUUGUGUUUUUUUGUGCUGGAGUUUUUGAGGCUCACUCUCUUGUUUAUCCAGAAGAUCCACUUUUACUUUGUGCCAUUCAGACGUCAUGCAAGAGUUGUUUGGAGAGCAGUUCGUCGUGCGCCUGGUGCAGUGAAUGGAAAUUUUCAAAUUCAACCAUCGGUCGAUUACGCUGCAGCAGUGCCGAACGUUUGGAGGCAUUUGGAUGUCCUAAAAAUUCUAUAAAACUCGCAUCCGUUGGAUUUGUGAACGUCGUAACUGACAACGGGUUUCAAGACGUCGAAGUGCCGGAUCAAGUACCGGUUCAAUUGCGACCGCAGAGGAUAAGGGUCAAACUCCGACCCCAUAGCACUGAGACGGUUCAUCUCAAGUAUCGUCCCGCAAAGAAUUAUCCUCUGGAUCUGUACCUUUUGAUGGACCUCACAUGGUCGAUGAAAGACGACAAGGAGACAAUAGUGGGUCUAGGGCAGCAAAUGGCAAAUACUCUGGGCACAUUUACGAAAAAUUUUCGUUUGGGUUUUGGAAGUUAUGCUGACAAACCACUCAUGCCUUAUGUCUUUCCGGGUCACGAGGACAAUCCCUGUAGGAGUGAGGGUAGUGUCUGUGCACCGUUAUACUCAUUCAAACAUCACCUCAAACUCAGUGAUGAUGUACAACGAUUCAUUCAACAGGUAAACGCUAGUCAUGUCACGGGGAAUGUUGAUAACUUGGAAGGCGGGAUGGAUGGAGUGGUGCAGGCUAUUGUCUGCACGGAGCAGGUUGGAUGGGCGAGACAAGCGAGGAAAUUGAUGCUUGCUGCCACUGAUGGAUUCAUGCAUUUCGCUGGAGAGGGAAAAUUAGGUGGGGUAGUGAAAAAGCACGACUUUUCUUGUCACUUGGAUGACACUGGUGAAUACUCAAUGUCCAAAGUCUUCGAUUAUCCCUCACUCGCAGAAAUUUCAAGACUCCUGAAACGCAAGAAAAUCAAUCUUAUCUUCGCAGUGACUGAGGACCGACGAUUAGAGUACGAGCAAAUUGCGACUCUUUUGAAAGAAAAAGCAAGAGUUGCGACGCUCGCAGCUAACAGUUCGAAUAUCUUGGAGAUUAUUAAGCAAUCUUAUCAUGAUAUAUUAACGAAAGUUGUUCUCCGAGAUAACUCGAGCGCGCUAGUUGAUCUGCGGUAUUACUCGAACUGUGGAAAGGCUGGGAAGCGGGAGAAAAUUACUUCAGAGUGUGGAGGCAUACAGGAGGGAAAGAUCUAUGAUUUCAGGAUUGAAUUAUCGCUCGGAGAUUGUCCAAAAGAUCCACAACUUUGGACUCAAAGGAUAGGAAUUGACGACGCCCUCGCAUCAGAAGCUUCUGAGACCAUAAUCGAACUUGAAUUGCAAUGCGGAUGUGACUGUGAAAACCCAAACAGUCCCCACUGCAAUCACGGCAUUGACGAGUGUGGGAUUUGUAAGUGUGAUCACGCAUGGUCUGGAGAAACAUGUGACUGUGACGAAAGUGCCUGGACUGAGAACAGAUUGCUGUGUAUUGCACCUGGGGAGUCGUGGGCUUGCAGCAAUAGGGGAGAAUGUACUUGUGGGAGUUGCACCUGUGAUCCUGGAUACAAUGGAAAAUACUGCGAGUGCUCAACUUGUGAAAAAAUUAAUGGAAUAGAGUGCAGAGGGAGGGGUACUUGCAAUUGCGGUAAUUGUCAUUGUCUUGAAGGAUGGCAGGGUGACUCAUGCCAGUGUCCAACUGGCAAUGAACUUUGUAUUGCACCCGGAAGUACUGACGUCUGCGGUAAUCACGGAUAUUGUGAUUGUGGACAGUGCCGAUGUAACGUAACAACACCAGGGGAUGGUUUACUCUAUCGGGGAUUGUACUGUGAGUCUUCUGCAAGUGCUGGGGGUACCGGGCUCUGCGUACUUUAUGAAACAUGUGUGAAUGCUACAGUUGAAACACCGGAAGUCGCAGAUAAAGUCUGUAAUCGAGAUGGAAAUGGUUCUUAUCAGACUGAGAAAAUCGAUACGGUUGAUACUGGUAGCGAUCAUUAUUGCAUCAUAAGAACCGUCAGAGACAAUGUUAUUUGCACUAUACCGUAUGUUUAUUACUUUACCCGGGAGAAUAAAGUUCUACUGAAAUUUGCCCCAAAAGAAUGUCGAACACCUCUAUCGGCAGCAUUUCUACCCGGUAUAGUAUUCGGUCUCAUCGUUGGACUAGGCAUUCUAGCGCUUCUCAUAUGGAGAUGCUGGACUGGAAUUAAAGAUCGGAGAGAGUACGCGAGGUUCGAAGAAGAGCAGAAGAGAACUGUCUAUGCAUUAUCAGAAAACCCACUUUAUCGACCUGCAAGGUCAUUCUUCACAGUACCUGAAAAUUUCAAAGAAGAUUAAUGGGUUUGCAAUGAUUUGUCUGAAACAGACGGAGAAACAUCCAUAUUUCUGUGCUUUUUUUGUACUAUAUAUCAUUAAAGUUCUGCCAAACCU